GCUGCCAACCCGCUCUCGGGUGGCCCCCGGCCCUCGCUACUCUCGGCGCAGGCGCGGGCGGCCCAUACGUCACUGGCACGCGCCAGGACAGAGGGAGGACCCCGAGCGCGACGGGGAGCUGGAGAAACGAAAGUGAGCGGAGCGGAGUCGGCCUGGUUCUCUCGCCGCCGCUGCCGCCUGCGGGCCAUGGUGCCGGCCUGAGACCCCGCCCCAUAAAAAUGAAGAGACGAGCAGAGCCCGAAUUUAACAGCAACCAGAAGCAGAAAAAGAGGGCAGAAGAUCUGGGACUGAACCUCAGUUCCACUUCCGAUGAUGAGCCUCCAUGUAGUAAUCAUGCAACUCAAGAAUCUUCCAGUAGCGGCAGUGGGUCUGACAGUGAGAGCGAUGAGAGGCGACCAGUCUUCGGCUCUGGCAGCAAUGAGUUCAAAGCAGACUCUCUUGUGGAGGGCACCUCCUCCCGCUACUCCAUGUAUAACAGCGUUUCCCAAAAGCUCAUGGCCAAGAUGGGCUUCCGGGAAGGAGAAGGUCUGGGGAAAUACAACCAGGGAAGGAAGGAUAUCGUUGAGGCCUCCAAUCAGAAGGGAAGAAGAGGCUUGGGACUGACCCUGAAAGGGUUUGAUGGGGAUCUGAACAUUGACUGGCGGGACGAGCCAGAGCCCAGUGCCUAUGAACAGGUGGACUGGUUCCCAGAAUGCACCACUGAAAUCCCCGAUGCACAGGAGAUGAAGGAGUGGAUGACCGUGGGGAAGAGGAAGCUGGUAAUUGAAGAUGAAACGGAAUUCUGCCGAGAAGAGUUUCUGCAUAGUGUCCUGCAGUGCAAGAGCGUGUUUGAUGAGCUGGACGGAGAGGAGAUGCGCCGAGCCCGGACAAGGUCCAACCCCUACGAGAUGAUCCGGGGAGUCUUCUUCCUGAACAGAGCUGCGAUGAAGAUGGCAAACAUAGACUAUGUCUUCGACCACAUGUUCACAAACCCGAAGGACUCUCAUGGGAAGCCCCUAAUCAAGGAGCGGGACGCAGAGCUGCUUUACUUUGCUGAUGUGUGUGCUGGCCCUGGUGGCUUCUCAGAGUACGUUCUCUGGAGGAAGAAGUGGCACGCGAAAGGGUUCGGCAUGACCUUGAAAGGACCAAAUGACUUUAAACUGGAGGAUUUCUAUUCUGCCUCCAGCGAGCUCUUUGAGCCUUAUUACGGAGAGGGCGGGAUUGAUGGAGAUGGAGAUAUCACCCGCCCAGAGAACAUCACUGCUUUCCGGAAUUUUGUUUUGGACAACACUGAUCGCAAGGGGGUGCAUUUCUUAAUGGCGGAUGGGGGUUUCUCUGUGGAGGGUCAGGAGAACCUGCAGGAAAUUCUAAGCAAACAGCUGAUGCUUUGCCAGUUCCUUACAGGACUCUCUAUUGUCCGGACAGGAGGACAUUUUGUCUGCAAAACCUUCGACCUGUUCACGCCAUUCAGCGUGGGACUUAUAUAUUUGCUGUACUGCUGCUUCGAGCGAGUGAGUCUCUUUAAACCUGUGACGAGCCGUCCUGCGAACUCAGAGAGGUACGUGGUGUGUAGAGGGCUAAAGUCAGGCAUUGACGACGUGCGGGAAUAUCUCUUCAUGGUGAACAUCAAACUCAACCAGCUGCGCAACUCUGAUCUGGAUGUAAAUCUUGUCGUCCCCCUAGAAGUGAUCAAGGGCGACCAUGAGUUCUAUGACUACAUGGUCCGAUCGAAUGAAAGCCACUGUAAAGUUCAGAUCAAAGCAUUAGCCAAAAUCCACGCCUUUGUUCAAGACACGACCCUGAGUGAGCCGCGGCAGGCUGACAUCCGAAAGGAAUGCCUCCGGCUGUGGGGGAUUCCAGAUCAGGCCCGAGUUGCUCCAUCCUCCUCUGAUCCCAGGUCCAAGUUCUUUGAGCUCAUCCAGGGAACAGACAUCGAUAUCUUUAGUUUUAAACCAACACCACUCAACUCAAAAACCCUGGAGAAGAUCCGCCACGUCUUAGAUUACAGAUGUAUGGUGUCUGGAAGUGAACAGAAGUUCCUGCUAGGGUUAGGGAAGUCCCAGAUCUACACGUGGGAUGGUCGCCAGUCAGAUCGCUGGAUGAAACUGGACUUGAAAACUGAGCUGCCACGGGCUACCCUUCUCUCUGUGGAGAUUGUUCAUGAGUUGAAAGGAGAGGGGAAAGCCCAGCGAAAAAUCAAGGCUAUCCAUAUCCUGGAUGUCUUGGUGCUGAAUGGCAAUGACGUCCGAGAGCAGCACUUUAACCAGCGGAUUCAGCUAGCGGAGAAGUUUGUGAAAGCCGUUUCUAAACCUAGCCGGCCGGAUAUGAACCCCAUCCGGGUGAAGGAAGUGUACAGACUGGAGGAGAUGGAAAAGAUUUUUGUAAGGUUAGAGAUGAAGAUCAUCAAGAGCUCAGGUGGAAUACCACGGCUGUCCUACACGGGCCGGGACGACCGGCACUUUGUGCCCACUGGACUCUACAUCGUCAGGACUGUGAAUGAUCCUUGGACGAUGGCGUUCAGCAAAAACUCCAAGAGGAAAUUUUUCUUUAACAAGACGACCCAGGAGUCGACGUACGACCUUCCUCAAGAAUCCAUCGCACCAUUUCACAUCUGCUACUUCAGCCGUCUCUUCUGGGAGUGGGGGGAAGGUGUCAAAGUGCACGACUCCCAGAAAAGGCAAGAUGCGGAGAAGCUGUCGAAGGAGGAAGUCCUGUCCUUCAUCCAGGCACACUACCCCUGACCCCCAGCUUGGACUCUUCGGGGACUGACUGGAGUGGGGAGACUGAGACAGGAGAAGGGAGUCUUCCAUCCAGGAGCUGCAGGCCUUCUGUGGAGGAGAACAGAUUCCUGGGGGGCGGGGGGUGGGGUUUGGUGCUCAGAAGAAGCGCGACAAAGCUCCAGCCUGUGAGUAGCAGUGUAUAUAAGUAUCUGGCCCAGGCAGCACCGGCUGUAGGUACGUCGGAGGUGGGAUGCCUGGAGCUGAGGUCCGAUGCUCUUCUGUACUAUUCCACUGCACUCCUGGGGAUGAGGGUCUGGCGGCUUUCCCCACUAGUGCUCCAAACUACAGCCAAGUGUCUGCCUCUGGGUUCCCCUCCUGCGUGUGCCGGAGCGAUCAGGAGGCUGUGUAUGGUUCCCUGGCAGCACCAGGAGGAAAAGAGGGUGGUCACAGGACUGCAGGGAGGAAUGAGCUGGGGAGAGUGAAUUUAAAUGGCCUUGCAAUGCUCCCAGCAGCCACCUCUGUCUCCUUUGGCUCGAGCCGAUGGGCCUUUGCUGAACGCUGGGUGACUCAUCGGGAAAUGCAGGCUCUUGGCAUCCGAGGAUGGUCACUUUUUGCUAGUGGCUCCAGCACUUCUGCUCCAGAGGCACUUGGCAGGUUGUCGGGAGUUCCUGGGUGCUAGCAUCUCGGUGGAAGGAAGCCAGUCCUCGUGGCAGGAGGUCGCUAACUCCAAGCCAGCAGCCUAGGUGUGAGCUCAUGAAUCUGCCCUCGGACAAUGCUGAGAUGUUUUGCUUUUUUCAGUGCUCAAAACCAUCCUCAGUUUCCCUCUAACAUUGCCCCUCCCUGUGUGUUCAGGGAUGAAAGCGAAAGGGGGAAGGCUGCAGGCCUUCAGGUGUAGGAGUUAAUCAGAGGAGAUUGUGGAAGUCUUAUGGGAAGGAGACCUUGACUCUGACCAUGCUGGUUAGUCAAAAGAAAUCCAAUCCCAUGACCAGGCCCGUUGUAGGGGAAACCCACCUUUCCUGGUUAACUUGCAAAACAGGCUUUAAAACCCCCUGUGUCUGGUCCAUACCUGGAGCCAUGUCAGUAGCAAAGGCACAAACCCGGGACUCUCUAGCAUGGCAAGCAGGACAUUUGUGUUUCAGCAGAUUGCAGUCUGAAAUCAUGACUCAUUUCUGUGCUGGGCCCUCCAUGCGUCAUGUACACAAAGCCACCCCAAAGAGCAGGGCUGCCCUCAUUGCCUGUUUUAACUUCAUGCUGGGCUUCAGAAACGCCUCUGGCCUGGUCUCCCACAUGGAUCAGAAGUUAAUAGGCGGUUGGCUCGUCCGGUCCGUGCAGCAAAGUCACUUAUUUUUUCUUACACAGGUUGGCAAUAAGGGAAAAGCUGACGGGGGGGUUACCUGGACCGUGCCUUAAAGAAAGCUGUGGGUCUCCUGGAAACCAGAGGCAGCCUUUCAGAUUCUCAUCCCCCCUCCAUCCUCCCCAUGCCAAUGCAGGCUGUGAGUGCGUCUGUAUCAUAUGGAGAGUUCAGCUCUGGCAGAAGUAUAAGUUCGUGGGUGAGAUUCAUCUCGCAGCCAGGGGCAGCGCAAGGACUGGGCUUCACUUAAGUCACACUUAAGAUCUGUGAUCCUCAUAGGGCUCAAGUGACACACGGGGUGACUUUCACCCUGAGCUCAUAGGCCUUGCUUUCCGAGCUCACAGCCUUCCAUGCCUGCAUGGUCACUUGGUGGCCAGGCAUCUGUUUGUUAAUCCUCCAAUUGCUUGGUGUGAAUGAGUUUAACCAUUGGUGGUUUCUGUGCUCUGCCUUGUAACCUGGAUCCGCACGUUCAGGCUUGAUGACUGCAGAACGGGGAUUGUCACAGCUCGCCCAGCCUUGGGCUAAUGCUGCUCGUGGGCCAUCAUUGCACGGGGUGACUAAGCUCUCAGCUUUGGAGGGUGGUGGGAGCCCAUGUUGUACUUGGGUAUCCCCUAUUGGGCCCAGAAGAGCCCUUCUGCUCCGGUGUAUUUAGUUUACUGCCUCCUGCAAGCUCAGGGUGAGUGGCCUUUCCAGAAAGGUGGCUGAGGACGAGUCAGACCUUUCCCUGUGCCCUGUAGCAGCCAAGGGGAAGGUUUGCCAAUCCAUCCAGGAGCAGGAUGUGGCUCUGACUCAAAUCUCUUAGCAGAAUUUAGUCCCAGGUGCUCCAAAGCCUUGGCAGAACGUGGUCCCUGGCCUAAGCGCAGCCCUUCUGGAGAGGGCAGCAGACCCCUGUGCAGUUAAUUAUUGGCUACUUUAUAUUUAUUGAAGGCCCCUCCAUGAGGAGCAGUGAGGAGGUUCUGCAGGUGGGGAAGAUGGUGCCUCCGGCAGCUUCACUUCAGAGCCUUCACACUGGUGGCUUUUAAAACCAUUUAUUUAAGUGUCGGUGCUUCUGCUGAUUUCCCCAACCCCCCCCCCCCCCCCCGAUGCAGCCAUGAUGCCAGCAAGAAGCCAACAGGCCUGUUCCUUUUCCUAUGGCCCUUUACUGUGUCUUCUGCACCCUCAAGGGUGUAUCCCCCACUAAGGGCCUUAGCCCCUCCCUGUUUGUGGGGAUGGAGAUGUCCCGCAGGGAAUACACCAUGGAUAAUCUAGGCCUCCAUUAGCCUUUACCUGGUACUGAAAACCCAGGGUGCAGAAGAAACCCAGUUGCUUGCAGGCGGUUUGAGAGCUGUUGCCUGCUUUCCCCAUUGCCCCCGUUUCCUUUGCUUUUAGUCGAUUGUGUCUUUUACAAGGAGAUGUAUUUUUUGGAUGCACUGAACCACACCUCCCACCCUCUUGUGGGAGGGCAGCACCAGCACCUCACUACUGCUUCCCUGCUGCAGGGAAAAGGUUUUAUCCCUCUUCCCUCUCUGGCUCAAGACUCUCCUAGCCCCAUUGCUCCUCCGGGCUUGGGAACCCGUGGCUUGCUUUGAAAUGCUCUAAAGGAACUGAUCGGAGUUGACAGGCCAAGAACCCAGAGGACAAAGCCCUGUACGUACCCUGCUUUGUGUGCGUCAGAGCUGCUCAGCCCGAGGGGGGGGGGCGGAAGGGGGCUCAGUCUGAUCAUGUGGGGCAGGGAAUGGCUUCGUAUCAAAGGGAUGGUAGAAACUUGGGCUAGGGGCUGACCCAAGUUGCGCUCUCCCGCUGGCUCCAGGGGGAGGAGGAGGAAUGUCUUGCUGUUUGUCUGUUGAUUGCACAAUGUAUUGUAUUCGGCUGUGUAUCAUUUUGUGUUGAUUUCUCUGCUUUCAUUGUCUGUGUAUUACCAGUACAGCUCUUCAGUUCACAAAAGUGUUCAUGCUCUUUGGUCUCUGUUACCUAAAACCAUGGGGAAACCACCACUCUCAGCGCAAAACUGGGGCAGGGGGGGUGGGAGGAGAGACACAGACUGUGCAUGGCCCAGGGACUCCUUGUGCACCAUCCAUUCUACCCCACAAGUCACCUGUGCGCCACCCUCCCAUACCCCUCUAUAUCAGGGACUUGCUGUAACCCACCCCUUAUUACCCCCAUGCCAGGUGCUCUGUGUGCCCCCUCCAGGGUGGUGGUGUUUUUAAAAGGUAGUGGGGGGGCUCGGCAGAGCUCAAAUGAGGGAUGUGUUAAUAGCUGCCAUCAACCAGUUCUUUGAUCUAUAGACCGUUGCAGGUAAUUGAAGCUGGUAGUUCUGCUA
Mauremys reevesii (Reeves's turtle) is the source of this 6349-nucleotide messenger RNA. RefSeq names its product cap methyltransferase 1 (gene CMTR1). NCBI's taxonomy places the organism in Eukaryota, Metazoa, Chordata, Testudines, Geoemydidae. Gene Ontology annotation, biological process: 7-methylguanosine mRNA capping. The transcript is spliced from 24 exons. Bases 219 to 2720 code for a protein of 833 amino acids. Gene Ontology annotation, molecular function: nucleic acid binding; protein binding; methyltransferase cap1 activity. The record is from RefSeq and is a predicted model, not a curated record. Gene Ontology annotation, cellular component: nucleus; cytoplasm.